Mytilus trossulus (common blue mussel) is the source of this 2195-nucleotide messenger RNA. RefSeq lists its product as uncharacterized. The record is from RefSeq and is a predicted model, not a curated record. The transcript is spliced from 6 exons. NCBI's taxonomy places the organism in Eukaryota, Metazoa, Mollusca, Bivalvia, Mytilida, Mytilidae. The coding region runs from base 117 to 1766 and encodes 549 amino acids.
GUUCAAAUAUAUCAAUAUUCAUGUUCUAAGUUAUUGUCAUUUUGACGUAAACGUUUUUAAACCAAUGACACGAUACGAUUUAUUUUUCGAUUAUCUCUGAUAUUUACUCAUUUGAUAUGGUAAAGUCCCAACAGGUUCGAAUAAGAUCUUCCCAGCAUAUUAACAUUGGUUUCCCUCCCCCUUACUUAUAUUCCCCUGACACAACCUUCAUUAUGUAUGAUAAAAUCUUUGGGUUCAAAAAGUUUGUAAGCAUUGUAAAAUUGUUUCAACGGAGUUUCUCACAAAAAUCAAAAUACAGAUGUCAGCAAAACAUAUCUGUGUCCAAUAUCAACAACAAGAACGAUUUAUUGAAAGAUGAAAUAAGAUACUACGUGGAUAAGAAAAACCCUCAUGAAUACAAAUUAUAUGGUGUUGUAGCUGAUGCUGCUUCGUUGACAUUUCUUCAACGAAAGUCUAACAAACAACUGGGGGAACCAUUUUCCUCGAAUAGCAGUCUAUGGCAUUUCCCUUAUUAUAACUCGAAUGAUGAAAUGCUGCUAAGAGAUACAUGCGAUGUCAAAUUGGCUAUAAAAAGCAUAGGAGAUUACUCUUCAAAUGUAUAUAGAAAAGGUUACGAAGCCCUUCAGCAAUAUGUCAAUGGUGAAGUUUUAGACCAAGAGGUCAUUCCUGCAUUUACAGCGCUUGAAAGAUUUUAUAACAACAAAGAAAUUCAUGAAAGAAGCCUACAAAAGCUAAAGAAUGUAAAGCUGUCAGGAAGUGAAGUAACCAUAGUGAUGACCAAUCACCUUCUUUCUCAACUUAUUUAUCAUCCAACAAACUAUCUAAUUGAUGAGAAUUCAUUGGAGAAACCAGCUGGAGAAUGUCCCUGUGAAUGUGGCAGUCAAAUACACUAUGGAAAUACUAAUAUUGGAAGUCAUCAGCUUUUUUAUGGGCCAACAGACAUAAUAAUAUUUUCAUCUGCAAAGAAUACAAUAUGGAAUAAUUCAGAAAAUUCAUCUCUUUUCAAAAUCAUGGGUGGAGAGAAAGAAUGGAGGCUAGAAAAAGACAUUGAGGAUGAUAAGGAACAAUCUCAAGAUGAGCUGGACACCUUAGAGCUAAAUAUAGAAACAGAAUUUACAGAGAACCAAGUUAACCAAAUAUGUAAACAGGCAAUAGCUGUAUCGUUAUGGAAACAUAAAAAACGCUUGAAUAGUGUAAAUGAUGCAUCUGGUCAUUCAAUGAUACCUGUUUGUUUACUAAAUAAAACUAGAUAUAUGAUGACUUUGUAUAAUGCAGAAUAUGAUUAUCUUUUAAGAAUGGAGAACAAGGGCUUACCUAUAUUUCAAAAUGAGGAUUUUAAUGAACUUAAUUUUAGUGCAGUUAUUGACUUGUGGAUGAUGAUUCACCAUUUCAUAUUUUCCUCAGUGCCAUCUGAAGAAGAUAUACAAAAAUUUGAAGGAACUUUUCAUCUGGCCACAAAACUAGAUGAGAAAUUUACAGAAAUUGUGAAAAGCUCGAAAUUUGAUUAUGUGCUAGAUGUAGAUAAUACAUCAAGAAAGCCAAAAGAUGCUUCAUGGAACCGUUCUAGUUGUCCUGUUCCAACUUGUACAACAGAAGUAUGGAAAGUAAAAAAGUUACAUCCUUUCCCUGAAAAUUGGAUGAAAAUACCAGCAAAGUUCAAAGAUCAAAUUAAGAACGAGUUUCAAAUUACAGAUGAAAUGCAUGCAUGUUGUUCAGUGUGUUUAGAUAGAAUUAUGAGGAGAAUAAAUCAGCAGAAAACUACAUGAAGAGUUUGCUGGAAAGAUACAUAAGGUUAACAGUCAUCAAGACAACCUUGGUUUUUCGUUUGAUCUUCAAGCAUGAUCAAUAAAAGAACUUAUGUGCAGAUUGACUUUAAGUCCUUAAGAACUACAUGCAAGGGAUUAGAAGUGGUGGAAUACUUAAGAGGAAACCAGACUACCUAUCCUUAAAAGAUGCAAUCUCACCUGCCUAUCUGGACAUAUUUAACAAUAUUCAAUAAAUCAACUGACAUUUCAAUAAACCAAUGCACAUACAUUCAUUUGUAAGAAGUGGUUAUUAUUCAAGACUCGAUAAAUUAAAUUAUUUGGAGGAAGGAAGUCUUGUAACUUAUAUCUAUUUCAUAUGCAUCAUUCAUGUUGAAAGACAUUAUACAAAGAAAUAAUAAAUCAAAGUGCUUUUGAGUACUGAAGGUAAAA